AUGUGGCAAUUCGAUUGCGCGUGGCUUCUCGAUCGUAAUCAAAGUUAUCAAGCUUCCGACAAAUCCAUUUCUUAUAAUGGAGAUUGCUGUCUGGAAGAUGUUGUCGUUUAUUUAGAUUCAUUACCAUUAGCUGAAUUUACUAAAGAAUGGAGAACAGCUCUAUCUAACCCUACUGAAACACCAGAAACCAAAUGCUCCUGGCUCUCCGAUCCUUUCAACGUUACCGAUAAGAAAACUGGAAAAGUGACAUUCACUUACAAUGGAUCAUGCUGCUCAAAUGUUGCUGCAGAAAUGUUAAAAAACAGUUCUUACCAAACAGAAAUUGAAGAGAUGGAAAAAAAGUUGGCAUCAGGGCCUGGCCUUUCAGCGUGGUACGAAGACGAUAUCACUUCUUUGAAACAGAGAGCUCUGGUCAAACUGUUGUACUGCAUUGAAGACGCCUGCCCUGGAAUGGAUCUAGUUUGGGAUAACUGCUCAGAAACUACUACUUCCUCCUCUACCACAGAAACAACGACAAGUCCAGUCACUACCACAAAAAAGUUGGAUUGUUAUUGGCUUGAUGAGCCUUUCAAUAGUUAUUAUGCAGUUGGGCCAGAAAACUUGGUAUCUGUAGAAUAUACUGGUGGUUGUUGUAAUGAAGCGGCGAAAUCAGCAUUGGAAAAUGGUUCUCCGGAUCAUUUACACCUGGAAUCUUACCAGGAAGACUAUAAAGCAGAAGCACUGUAUAAUUACUUGUUUUGCAUCCCAAACGCCUGUCCUUACAUGACCCCAAUAUGGACCAAUUGCUCAGAUUUGACAACCACAACUGAAGUUCAAACGACACCGACAACAACCGAAUCGACGACAGUCACAUCUGAAGUCACGACUACAAAGAAAAGACAAGGAGGAUUCCCAUCGGGAGAUACUACAAGGACAUCUACAUCGACGACCAGUGAAGCGGAAACCUCAACGGAGAAGAAAAUGACACGGAAGACUGAAAAUAAUGAUAAUGGAGGCCCUUCUAAUGGCAAUGAGCUGACAACAAAAUCGACUACCGUGGAAUCAACUACAAUAAAUCUUGGAGAUAUUUUGAGCAGUCCCAAAAAUUACCAGAGCUCAACCACAUCCAGCACCUCAUCAACUCAGACAACUACUACUGCUGGAUCCUCUUCAACAACUACAAGUGAAACACCAAAGAGAGAAGAGCCUAUCGAGAAUGAGGUCACAAAAGAGCAUGAUGAGUCAACAACAACAAAGAUAUCUUCAAAAGUCACCACCACCACAGAAUCCAAGGAAACCGAGAAGACUUCGACUGCAACAACGAGUGUGACGGAAGAUUCCACUGUGACGUCAACUGCUGUCGAGCAAGAAGACAUGGUCACCACAGUGAGUAAGACAAGUUCUUUUUCCAACGAGCCUGAGACAACAACGGAUAAAGAAACCCCUGCAACCACUACUGAUGCUGAUGCCAAGGCAACUGUCUCAACCAUCUCCGAUGACUCUGAAACUUCUAAAGAUCCUGAAGAGACUAGUGAAAGCACAACACCCUCGGAAACAUCUGAAUCAUCCUGGUCCACCGAAAGCUUCACAACUCCUCUGAUCAAUCUGAUCAGCAGUUUUACUGGCUCCACUGUGUCUUCUUCAUCCCCUAAAACAACUGAAAUGACGAGGGAAUCUGAUGAAACCGGAAGCUUCAGUACUAUGACGUCCUCAGGAAUCACAGCUGGUUCAACAAGUUCCGGAAGUGAAAGUGAAUCAACAGAUCCUGCUGCAUUGACCACAUCUGGAACUCAUGAAACAGGAACAACUUCAAGCUCCACUGUGUCCUCUUCGUCUUCAAAAACAACUGAAGUGCCGAUGGAAUCUGAUGAAACGGAACGUCCAACGUCCUCAGGAAUGUCAGCUGGUUCUUCAACUACCGGAAGUGAGAACCAAUCUGGAACUCAUGAAACAGGAACAACGCCAAGCCACGGUUCUAGCUCUACUGUGUCCACUUCAUCUUCCAAAAUGUCAACGGAUUCUGAUGAAACGGAACGUCCCACGUCCUCAGGAAUGUCAGCUGGUACAACAAGCUCUGACCAAUCAACAGAUCCAACCGCAAAGUCCACACCCGACACUUCUGAAACCAGCUCAUCUGAGACACCGACCACUUCUGGUUCUAGCAAGAUCGACGUAACUGGAACAUCUGCUGAUGUGACGACAACGACUGGCUCUUCCACACCUUCUUCCACUCAUUCUGAAUCUGCAACUGCAAUUGGUUCUACUGGAACGACGUCGACAGAAACCGUCACUGGACCAACCAAAUCGAUAUCAACCAAGACGCCAACAACAACAAACGCUGGUAGUGAAGCAAUCGGUUCUGGCGAACUGGACACUUCCGCAACUGGAACAACGUCAACUGCUACUCCUGGACCCACAGUAAACGGAAAAUCGACUCCGUCUACUUUAACCAGUGGUACGCAAGGAACUGGUACUGUCACGACUGGAAAAACUGAGGGAUCUGGAUCAACGAGUACUGCUUAUCCGAAACCGACCAUCAGCGGACAUAUCAUUGACUACACAGGGACUACGGAAUCUAAACCAAGGGCUGAAACGUCUGAAUCGACCUCUUGGGCAACUGGAAAAGAUGAUUCCAGUUCCAUGGGCUCCUCCACAAAAUCCUCAAGUAGCUCAACAACGACUAAACCGACACAAGGAACUGGAUCAACUGGUCAUACUACAUCUGCAAACAUAGAAACUACUGAUUCCUCCGAAACUUCCUCAACUUCAAAGAAACCGGAAACAGGAACAAGUUCUGGAGGGUCGUCAACUACUACCAAAUCAUCUGGAUCUAACUCAACUAGUGGAACUAAUAGAAUAACCAAAUCCUCAAGUUCGGUGAAGACGUCUACAACUGCUCCGUCAAGCAAUAGAACCACAAAAGGAGCUGGAGCAACAACUUCCAGCAAACCAGAUGGAACGAAAACGACUACAUCCAAAUCUACAAAGGCUUCGAACAAUUCCGAAAACUCGAAAGCGACAGAUUCCCAAAAAGUGACCACCAAGCCAACAACAAAGUCCCCGGUCUCUUCUUCUUCUUCGGUUACCACCUCGACUACGACAUCGACUCCGCCCCCAACAUCAGCCACCUGUCCGAUGCCCGACAUUGACCGACGCUUCACGAACCGUCCGACCGAUGCGGAGCUGAAGCCGUUCUACGCACCUGGAGAGCGAGUCAUUCAUCUCUGCAUCAAAUAUUAUAAAAUGGAGUGGGCAGGUCAACCACUGAGGAUCUAUCAAUGUGGAGAGGAUGGGAAAUGGAUUGGAACGUUCCAGCGGUGUGUUCCGGAUGUGCCUUCACCAAAAAAGGAGUUAUCCAUCCCUGCUAACAACAUCAAGAAAGCUCCAUCCGCCUUGAAGCGCUCUGUUCUUCUUCAAGUCAAGCAAGAAGAAGGAGAGCUUCCAGAGAAAAUUCCUCUCUUCGAGCCAAACACAUCUGAAUCCUCUCGACACGUGCCAGCAGUUUCUAGUCAACAUCAGGAGGCUCAGUAUAAGCCAAUGCAGAGAGACUUGCCAGCUUCGUCCCGACACGUGCCUGGUUUUUCUCCAGACGUGUCAGGUCCAUCUCAUCACAUGUCUGGACUAUCUUCGAGUCACUCGCCGAGGUCUUCUCAUCAACAUCUAGUUCCUCACUGUGGCCCAUCGCUUCAAGAUAUGCUAAGUUAUUCCCCAGAGAUGCCAGGCCCUUCUUACCAACAGGCUCAAGCUCACAACAUGAACCAAUUUGGGUUCCCACAGCACAGGGAUCCGGUUGGAAACCAGCAAAGCAUGAUCAUGCCUACUGCCCUCCUAAGCAAAACCGAUCAAUACCAUUUCAACGAGGAUAUGAAGUAUCUCAACCGAAAACUAUUGAGAAUACACGAGAAGAACGAAACGGUCUAUAGAGCUGCCAGGGACGCCGGGCUGGAGGUGACAAAGGCUAUCGAGAAGAAGACUCCGGCUAAAAGUUUGGAAUCGGUCUUCUUAGGAUUGGCGGAGAUUUUUAAAGAUGUGAAGGUUCCCGAAUGA
Molecule: messenger RNA, 4026 nt
Organism: Caenorhabditis remanei
Lineage: Eukaryota; Metazoa; Nematoda; Chromadorea; Rhabditida; Rhabditidae
Exons: 15
Coding region: 1-4026 (1341 amino acids)
Source: RefSeq, a predicted model, not a curated record